Messenger RNA from Manihot esculenta (cassava), 1789 nucleotides. Its product is annotated as peroxygenase. The transcript is spliced from 6 exons. Gene Ontology annotation, molecular function: calcium ion binding; monooxygenase activity. The record is from RefSeq and is a predicted model, not a curated record. The coding region runs from base 157 to 864 and encodes 235 amino acids. Lineage: Eukaryota; Viridiplantae; Streptophyta; Magnoliopsida; Malpighiales; Euphorbiaceae.
UGUGCCACAAACAAGCAUCUGUGGCUUCUCUGCAUGUCUGCCACGCAACCCACGUCAUUUGCUGCGACCCCUUUAUAAUGGAAACCCUUCGUUCUGCGUCUGAAUCUACAGAAUUAGCAAGGACCCAUUGGGGAGGAACUUCUCUACGCACUGGAGAUGGCUACAGAUGCUUUGGCAACAGCAGCGCCUCUUGCCCCUGUUACUUAUGAGAGACCUGUUCGAGAUGACUUGGAAGAUACCCUGCCAAAGCCUUACCUCGCAAGAGCACUUCAAGCUCCUGAUACAGAAAAUCCUAAUGGAACCCCAGAACAUAAUCAUUAUGGCAUGAGUGUCCUGCAGCAGCAUGUUGCCUUUUUCGACCAAGAUGGCAAUGGAAUAGUUUACCCCUGGGAGACUUACACUGGAUGUCGUGCAAUUGGGUUCAAUCCAAUUUUCUGUCUUAUCUUGGCAGUUGUUAUCAAUUUAGCCUUGAGCUAUCCUACUUUGCCUGGAUGGUUUCCUUCCCCCCUUUUCCCCAUUUACAUACACAACAUACACAGAGCAAAGCAUGGCAGUGAUUCAGGAACCUACGACACCGAAGGAAGAUACAUGCCUGUCCAUUUUGAGAACAUUUUCAGCAAGUAUGCUAAUACAUUGCCUGACAAGUUAUCCUUGAGAGAGAUCUGGAACAUGACAGAGGGACAGCGACUUGCCUAUGACCUCUUUGGAUGGUUUGCAGCCAAGUUAGAAUGGGGGGCCCUCUACAUUCUUGCAAGAGACGAAGAAGGCUAUCUGUCUAAGGAAGCUAUUCGGCGCUGUUUUGAUGGUAGCUUGUUCGAGUAUUGUGCUAAAAUGAACAGGGAAAAUGAGGCUAAGAUGCAUUAAUGGCUACUACCAUAGGUAAUGAUACUUGUGUAAUAAGUUUGGAGAUGAUCUUUACAUUGUGCAGAUAUUGCAAACCUGUUCAGAUUAGUAUAUAGCUGGAAGUCUAGAAUUGGCAUAGAAAAGUUUCAAUAAGGUUGUGAAGUCGACGUUUCCUUUUUUUCCAGGUGUAAUGAUGUUGAUGUGUUCUUUUUCUAAUGCGUACUGAUUGAAAAUCAAGGAAGAACUGUUUCAAUUCUCAAAAAAUAGAACUUUUCUGUGGAGCAGUUUCAGAGGAUCUUUGAGGGACAAACACACUAGUAAUAAAAGACUUUUGAGUUUAACCAAAUAUGCUCUGGAUGCUGAUGUUUCAAGAAAACGUAAUACAAUGAAUUUGGGGUUUGCAUGUCCUUACACGGAGUCCUUCAAAGCUGCAUUUGUCUCUGAACAACUGAUAAAUUGUUUCCUUGUGUUGGCCUUCAAUUUUUUGCAUAUAAAAUCACAAGUGCGUAACGAUUCCACGUGACUUGGAGAGAGCAUUAAUGUUUGACAGUGAAAAAAGUGAGAUACUGACUUUAGUAGGGGUCUAGUCCAGCCAUCAUAACCAACAUCAACGAGAUUCUCUAUUGUGGCUGAUCAAUGAUCUGAACCCUGCUUGGUUUCAACUUGUUAAAGAGCUUCAUGGGGUAUGGUAUUCCGUGUCUGGUGCUUUGCCUCGACUUGUCCGUUCCUCAAGUUCAGUUGCCACCCAAUGCUUACUUUGAAAGACCUCACCCGCUCAUACGACCAAAUGAAAAGGAAAAAGAAGAGCGGUAUGGGGAGUUUGCUCAUAGUGGCCUUUUUUUCAAACAAUCCGUGUUUACCUUACCUUUUUUAGGUGCACCAUUGCAGAGAUGAAACGUUUUCUAAAUUUUGCCGCUUGAAUAGAUAUCCCUAAAUUACUCUUGCA